Pezoporus flaviventris is the source of this 1664-nucleotide messenger RNA. Its product is annotated as hyaluronidase-3-like. The record is from RefSeq and is a predicted model, not a curated record. Gene Ontology annotation, cellular component: acrosomal vesicle. The transcript is spliced from 2 exons. Gene Ontology annotation, molecular function: hyalurononglucosaminidase activity. NCBI's taxonomy places the organism in Eukaryota, Metazoa, Chordata, Aves, Psittaciformes, Psittacidae. Bases 122 to 1633 code for a protein of 503 amino acids. Gene Ontology annotation, biological process: carbohydrate metabolic process; hyaluronan catabolic process.
AGGUGUCCAAAACCCCCAAGUUUCUGUGUCCCAUGGGAUUCUGGGGCUGGCAGCAUGCCCCUUUGGGACUGCUUGGCCCAUGUGGCAAAUCUAGCCCACAUGCCAGAGUGACAGUGUCAGCAUGAGCAGGGUACUCGUGCAUGGCACUGUGCCCAACUGCUUUCCUUUCCCCGCAGGGUGCUGGCCCAGCAGGAUGGUGUUGGCGCUGGUGCUGUGGGCCUGCCUGGUGCUGGGCACAGCAGACGGGGAGAGCCCGGCAGCGGAGCCUGUGGCAGGUGGUCAGCCUUUUGUGGUGGUGUGGAACGUCCCCACCAGUCGCUGCCAGCACCACUUUGGUGUGGAGCUGCCCCUUGGCAACUACGGCAUUGUGGAGAACCAAGAUGGCCACUUUGCUGGCCAAAACAUGACCAUCUUCUACAAGGACAAGUUUGGGCUGUACCCCUACCUGUCGCAGCAGGGCAUACCCCACAAUGGGGGCAUCCCCCAGCGGGUCCCCCUCAGCGCCCACCUCGCCAGGGUGGCGGGGGACAUCCAUGACCUCUUGCACCCCAAUUUCCAUGGCCUGGCCGUGGUGGACUGGGAGGAGUGGAGGCCCCUCUGGGCCCAAAACUGGGGGAACAAGCGGAUCUACCAGGCAGCCUCAGAGCAGUGGGUGCGGGACCAGCAUGGCCUCCUGCCACGGCAAUGGCAGCUGCGGCUGGCGCGGCGGCAGUUUGAGCAGGCAGCACAGGCUCUGAUGGAGGAGACGCUCCUGCUGGGCCGGACCCUGCGCCCGGGGGGACUCUGGGGUUUCUACCACUUCCCUGACUGCCUCAACAGCAACUGGGCCAAGGUGGCCAACUACACCGGGCAGUGCCGUGCAGCAGACGUGCAGCGCAAUGACCGGCUGCGCUGGCUCUGGGCCGCCUCAGCCGCUCUGUACCCCAGCAUCUACCUGCCCCCGGCACUGCCGCCUGCCUUGCGCCAGCGCUACGUGCACCACCGGCUGCGCGAGGCUCUGCGUGUGGCUGCCUUCAGCACCAGCGGCCUCCUGCCCGUGGUCGCCUACUCUCGCCUGUCCUUCCGCCACUCACCGCGGUUCCUGGAGCCAGUAAGCACCAAAGGGCUGGGGCCGGCGGCGGGUGUGCCAGGGGUCCUUCUCAGCACUAGGGGACAGCCUGUGCCCCCCAGCCCAGUCUCAUCCCUCUGUCCUUUGCAGGCUGACCUGGUGCACACCAUCGGGGAGAGCGCAGCGCUGGGGGUGGCUGGACUCGUGCUCUGGGGAGACAUGUCGUAUUCCCGCUCAGCUGGGAGCUGUGCCAGCCUGCGCCACUACAUCGUGUCCACCCUGGGUCCCUACGUGGCCAGUGUGACAGCAGCAGCCUGGGAAUGCAGCUACAGGCAGUGCCAUGGGCAUGGGCGCUGUGUGCGCCGGCAGCCCCAUGACCUGGGCAGCUUCCUGCUCCUUGGCCCUGGUGCCAGCCCACUGGCCUCCUUCCGCUGCCACUGCUACCGUGGAUGGGCUGGCAAGGGCUGUAACCGACGUGUCCAGCCCAGCCCUGCCACCCCCUGCCUGGCGCUCACUCAUGUUCAUGUCCUUUACAGGCACAAUGACCUCCCACCCUCCGACACCUGCCUGCUGCCCAGCACAUGAGGCUGGUGACAAGGUAGGCAGCAGUGCUGCU